Olea europaea var. sylvestris is the source of this 308-nucleotide messenger RNA. RefSeq lists its product as uncharacterized. The transcript has a single exon. NCBI's taxonomy places the organism in Eukaryota, Viridiplantae, Streptophyta, Magnoliopsida, Lamiales, Oleaceae. The annotation marks the transcript as partial. The record is from RefSeq and is a predicted model, not a curated record.
AUGGAGAUGGAGCAUCUGGAUCAUUUGCGAACGGUCUUGUGGAUCUUAAUGGAAAACCAAUUCAUUGCAAAUAAGAAGAAAUGCUCAUUUGGACAAACAGAGAUAGAGUACCUGGGUCACAUAAUCUCAGAAAAGGGGGUAGUGGCAGAUGAAUCAAAGUUGUCGGGUAUGCGAGAUUGGCCACGUCCCCAGUCAUUAAAAGAGUUGCAGGGAUUCUUGGGGUUAACGGGAUAUUACUGGCAAUUUGUGGAAGUUUAUGGAAAGAUAGCUUGGCCUCUAACCCAACAGUUGAAGAAAGAUAGCUUCCG